Molecule: messenger RNA, 3463 nt
Organism: Anneissia japonica
Lineage: Eukaryota; Metazoa; Echinodermata; Crinoidea; Comatulida; Comatulidae
Product: protein asteroid homolog 1-like
Exons: 2
Coding region: 129-1790 (553 amino acids)
Molecular function (GO): nuclease activity
Source: RefSeq, a predicted model, not a curated record
CCAAAUUCGUUACGUCGAUACAACUUUAAAUGAUUUGCAGAUAGACUGAUAGUUGUAUCUACGUUGAGGUGAUUAGACAUUUACACCAAAUAACGCCAGUUAAUCGAAGGAAUAGUACGUACUUCAUUAUGGGAGUAAGAGGACUUACAGGAUUUAUCAACAAGAACAACAUAUUUAGCCAAUAUGAACUUUCUAACGGAACAGUAAUAGUCGAUGGUUACAACUUUCUAUAUUCUUUGUACUUCGACGAAGAAAUAGACGUUAAACAUGGUGGGGAAUACUCUGAUUUCUACAAGAUUUUUAACGACUUUAUUAGCGUUCUUGACACAUGCAAAGUGAAGCCAAUAUUCAUCUUCGACGGUGGUCAUGUUGAUGAAAGAAAGUUUCCAACUAUCAAAGAACGUUUUGAGAAGAAUUUGAAGAGGUCCCUUCGAAUAGGCCAAGGCGCAGAUGAUGACCGUUGUAUUCUUCCAUUAUUUUGCAGUCAUACUAUGAUAAAAUUAUUUAAUGAUCUCAACGUUUGUGCAGUUUGGUGCGACUUUGAGUCAGACCCAGAAAUCGCAAAGAUCGCAAAUGAAUACAGGUGCCCAGUGCUUUCGGCAGACAGUGAUUUCUACAUUAUGGAUCUUCCAAAUGGAUUCAUUAACACCAGCGACUUUCAGUGGAAGACAGCUACCAGGCGUGGAAUCAAAUGUAAAAUUUAUUACCGUAGUGAGUUUUGUAGAAGAAUGGACAUAUUAAAAGAAUGUGUUCCAUUGGUGGCAGCAUUUGCUGGGAAUGACUUUAAUGAAUGUCAAAUGAGAAUUGGAAACGCAAUUACUUUCUUGAAGGGAAAGACGUCGGCAGACACGGCUGUCAACCAGGCCCUAAAGCGUGUGAAUCGGGACGUAAAAGAUCGCAUGAAGAGAGAAAUCAUGUCUUCUUUAUCAACGUACGAUAUACCGGAAACUUCGUCAACCCUUGCCUACCUAAAGAAUCCUAAUGCAGAGAUGCCAGAGAGUGCUCUAUACUCCAAUUUCCCUCCCUGGUUUAUUGCGCUGUAUCGAAAAGGUGGCGUGAACAAAGAUUCCGUUGAUGUUGUACUCUAUCAGCAGCGAUUUCUAAAUCACUACGUGGAAGAUGAGACAGAUUCCUGUGCCGAUAAUGCGUCGCUGAGCUUACGCAAAUGGCAAUAUGGAAUUCUUGCGAAAGAGAGCAGCAUAAAGGAGUAUUUCAGGGAAGCCGAUAAACUUACGCAUAAGAUGGUAACACCAAACAAAACAUCAGUAGAAGGCCUAUGUGUUCCAAAUCUAGAAGACAUGCAGAAACUAAGUCUGGAGGAACGCGAGGAUUGGUUUUUCAAUUUUCUUGAAACCAAAAAAGGUGAAUAUGAGAAUAUGCCGGCUGAGUUCCACCUCCCCAUUGCAGCAUUCAAAUUCUGGUUGAAGCACUGUAAGCCAGAGAGAGAAUACGCGUUCGCUUUGCUGUCAAGCUGGAUCGUGGCAGUUAACGGUAGGAAAGAGCGGGGAGCUGAGGGUAUGGCGACCUAUAAGAACCCAUACUUUAACCUACGCGCCAGUCAUGCGUUUUCACAAUGGCAGAGUAUACUGAAACAUACGAUCUAUUUAAACCAACUCUUGAUGUCACCAAUCUUCGAAUGUGAUGUCACUGUACUCUACAGCGGCCGCAUGAUUUUUAGUCAUCUGGAGAAAGGAAAGAAAGAAAUAAAGGCAUAUUUACAGGAAAACGUGCCGGCAUUCUCGGAAUCUGCAAAGGCCUUGUAUGACGUCCUGAAAAAUCUCAUUGAGUAAAUUUUUUGUAAUAUUUGUUUGUUUGUCAUUUGGUAUUCAUGUAGCACUUUCCUUUAGGGUAUGAAACGGUUGUUUUUCUUGAUUGUUGGGUCCAUCAUGCUUAAGUGGUACUUGAUUUUUAACACUGAAUUUCUGACACUAGGCCUAUACGUAAAGAAAAUAAGUGAGCGAGAUAACGUGCAACAUGCAACAAGUUUUUUUUUUAGUGGCCAUAUUGUUCUUUUUAUUAUUGACUCUGUUUACAAAAACUAUUACAUUGAAAUGAUUAGAACAAUGGCAUGAUAGUUUGUAUAUUACGCCGGAUAUGGCAAGACUAGACGUUUCAAUAAUUACAUUUUGCUACAUAUAUUCCUACUUUUUGAAGUUUUUAAGAAUUAACUGACUCCGCUUACAUUUAAUGUUACAAUGGAAUGUUUAGAAUAAUGGUAUGAUAUAGUUUUUUUUAAUUGAAAGAAUAAGUAUAUAAUAGGCCUAAUUGAGUACGUCGGAUAUGGCAAGACUAGACGUUCCAAUACAUAAAAUUAAUCAAAAACUAUUUAGUCAUAUCGCAUACGACGAAUUAUAGUAGCAACUUCUAUCAGAAUAAUUACCUUAGAUCUUUACACUUAGAAUUGAGAAACACCACUGUAGUCAUUUCCCAAAUUAUUAAAAAGAUUGACCAUGUAUUCAUUUUACAAACUAUUAUAUGAAUAUUAUUUUUAUUUAUUUCAUUGUAAAUUACACAAGCAUCCAAGCAAACCGGAACUGUAUUAAAGAUACACCUUACGUAAUAACAUUCAAAACGACAUUAAAAAGUCGAAGCUAAAUUUGUAUCAAUCAAACUGAAAGUGAACUUAGCAAAACCCAAAAAGCUUUGGAAACAACUAUUCCAAAAAAUCUAACGAACUUUUAAGUUACUUUGAACGGCAGUAUUUGUCAUUCAGAAUUUUCAAUAUUUUUUUUCUUUUUAUACCAAUGCAGCCUCUGCUCUAAUACUAGUAGGGAGAUUUCGCAAAACGAUAACGAAUAUCGAAUAGGCCUAUGUCAUUAUCAUUACUGUAUUACCAUUCGUGGCUCAAACAUUCUUAACAAUCAAGCUAAAUAUGAUGCUUGAUUCAUGCGAAAGGCAUGAAUUGACCUUUCCGCUAAGCUCCGCCCCUUGGAUAUUGUUGCUUAGAUCCCACAAAGACAGCAGUGUUAAAACCAUGGUUAAACCAUACGCGAACACGCGAACACGUGCGUUUGUGGGACAACACAUGUGUUUGUAAGACGCGCGCGCAUUCCUAGCGCUGUUCUGAUUAGUCAGUUGUUAAGUUUGAUUGACACUCUGGAAAGGUCUAUUGCAAACGUUGUGACACUAAUAUGCAUCAUGCACUGUAGGGGAAGGGUUGUUUAAACAUUUUGAUGACGUAACCGUAUUCGUUAUUCGUAAGGACUCCCUAAAAGCGCUUCGCAAACGAAAAAGGAAUGAGGAAAGAAGAAGCGAUGAUUAGUCUUUUGGACGACAAAUUAUUAAAGUUAUAUUUGUAAAUAUAUGUUUUUGGCUUAAAUUAGAGUUUUCUCUUUUUCGCUUCAUGCACUUUCACUUUAGUGAUGGAGAACUUUUUGUAAUCUAAGUGAGGCUUUUAACAACAUUGCUUAUUAUUUGACUCCUCCCAAUACAGUGGUUAUGUGCGUCCACUUUUUGCUAGUUU